CAACAAGCCACAUUCUAAAACCAUGGCCUCCCCAAACAUUCUCAAAGCCAUUUGCUUGUUGGGAAUAGCCCUAACCCUAACUACCAUAACUCCCACCAUGGCCAAUAGCAGCCCCAAGGACUUCGUCGACGCUCACAAUGCCAUCCGUGCGGAGGUUGGCAUCGAGCCCGUCCAAUGGAACGAAACAUUGGCUACCUAUGCUCAAAAGUACGCCGAAUCAAAGAUCGCCACUUGCGAAAUGUCGCACUCUGGAGGACCCUACGGCGAAAACCUAGCGGUGGGAUAUGAAGGGAUAACGGCGGAGACAGCCGUGAAGCUCUGGGCCGACGAGAAGAAACAUUACGACCACGCUUCCAAUUCGUGUGGAAACGACCCUACCCACUGCGUCCAUUAUAGACAGUUGGUUUGGAAGAAUACCACAUCUAUUGGGUGCGCCCAAGUGAAGUGCCAAAACAAUUGGAUUUUUGUCAUAUGCUGUUAUUACCCUUCGGCCGACAGUAUUAAGCAACGUCCAUACUAAAUUUUUUUCAAUGGAUACAAAGUUUAUAUGAAGAAAAGAAUUAAUAAAUGGUUGAUUUUUUUUUUUUUAAUUUUUAAUUUUGAUAUUUUAUAAUAUAGGAACAAGCUGGCUAUGGAGUCAUCUUUUGUAUGUAACACAUAAAUUCUUCAAUAAUUUUUGG
Cucurbita pepo subsp. pepo (vegetable marrow) is the source of this 680-nucleotide messenger RNA. RefSeq names its product basic form of pathogenesis-related protein 1-like. The record is from RefSeq and is a predicted model, not a curated record. NCBI's taxonomy places the organism in Eukaryota, Viridiplantae, Streptophyta, Magnoliopsida, Cucurbitales, Cucurbitaceae.